UGAUGACAAAAAAGCAAAAGAUGAAAGGCUGGCGGUUGUUGAUACUGCACACCUGAACGAAAAUAACGUCGUGCAGUUGUAAGACAAUACUUGUUUUCACCGAACAAGCCAGGACAUUGUGCAAUACACAUAUACUUCAGUGAUGACAACAUGCCUGUUAGGAUUUUGAUUGGUUGAACGCGUGUGUCAUUGAGGACUGGAUAAUGUGGAGUCCAUCUCAUGUUCAGUUCACAGUACUCCGGGCCAGGAAUCUUAUACCGAAAGGGAAAGGAGGUAACAAUGACGUGUUUGUGCAGAUACAGCUUGGCAAGGAGAAGUACCAGACGUCCACCAUUAAGAAUGCUCACAAUCCAGAGUGGUUUGAGGAGUGUGACCUGCCCAUCCCUCACAUGCAUUCGGAAAUUGAAGUGACGCUCUACCACCGUGGGGUAUUGUCAGAUGACUUCCUUGGAUACGUGUCUGUUGCAUUAUGGGAUUACAAGGUGGGAGAGAGGCCACAGAGUCAAUGGAUUCCUCUGAGACACAAGCCAUCAAAAGGCCCUGAUAAUAAAUACCGAGGAGAGCUGGAAAUCAAACUGACGUUCCAUGUGGAGAAAUCUGAUAGUAUUCCCGGGCUGAAGAAACGGUCGUCAUCUAUCAGGAGUAUCGCCACAGCUGUUGGUGAAAAGCUGAAAAUUAACAAGAACCGAUCGUUCCGUGAGAAUCGCAAGGAUCCCGAAGGCAGCAAGUCUGACCGACGCCAACCAAGACUUGCCGGUGAUGCUGGGUUCGGCCAUGAUAGAGAGGAUGGGCCAUUAUCUCGCAGUUACAGUAUGUCAGCUGCUUACAUUAAAUCAAUGUCCUUAGAUAGAGGGAGGAUUGCCGAGUAUGAGUCUACACCAAUCAGAGAUGAUCCUCGUAGCAGAUCGUUAUGCAACAUCAAUGUUCCUGGCAGUCGGCGAAGCUGUGUCGAGUUUUCCAACUACACGAUAGGCCCACCACCAUAUGAACCUCACCAGUCAUCACAGGAUGAUUCGGCCUUGUCACUGAGAGACCAUUCCAUCAACCGCCAACCUCUCUCCCGGGCAACUCUAGGAUCAAACUCCUCGUACAUAGAGUCGAUGAGGCGACGCGAGCGAUCGCUGUACGAAAGUAUCAAAGAGAGGACCGAAGAGUCAUCUAGUUCAGACAAUGAGAGCACUUCGCGGCCACACUCGCGACCCGUUCGUAUGGUUAAGAAAGACAGCAAUAAAGAUUUUGACGCUGAUGUCGAAAGUAUUGCUGAAAGUCCAAUCAAAGUUGCAGAUGAAAAUCUGGAGAAUGGUGUUUCAGGGGAGACGACUGUUGACAAAACAAGUGAAAAUGCUGUUCCUGUCGGCAGUAGUAGUGCUAAGAGUGACAAAGCGGAGAUGAUGGUUAAUGGAGAUGCGAGGAAGGAAGAUUCUAAAGGUGCUAGUAGUCUUAGGAAGAAAAUAAUCCCCAACGCAGGAGAUAGCUUUAAUUCUGGUUUGUCAUACAAGGAAAAUGGGCACCAGAAUGGACACCAGGAGGUGCCAAUGAGGAAGAAGGCCAAGAGAGAACGAUUGCGUCAACUUUACAUACAGGGAGGUCGAAGAUACACUGUGCAGGGUUUUGAAAGUCGAGAGUUUGGACUGUACGAUGACAGCAUGUCCGAUCUAAGUGACCCAGCCAAGAUGGACUUCCGCGGAUACGAGGACAUGAUACGCUCUUACAGGAACCUCACUAAAGACGAACUGGUCCGGUUGGUUGUGCAGAACAAGGCUCAGAUGAUCAGGAAGGACCGCUACAUUCAGGAUCUUGAAAACUAUAUAGACAAUUUACUGGUACGAGUGAUGGAGAACCAGCCAAGACUACUGCAUAGAUUCAAUAGAAGAUAGUGCUUAAACGUAACUUAAAAUAUCGUCAAAUAAAUAGUGUCUUGGGAAUGGGUUAUGAGUGAUGUGCCAACGUUUUAGGUUCUGUUAUACAUCUACAAUUCUCUGAGUUAAUUUUGUUAUGACAUGCAGCAAUAAAAAAUAUAACAUCAUUAUAUACACGGCUAGCUCUGGCACUCGCCAAACUCACCAAUUGUGAAUUUCAAAAACAAUUAGAGAAUUUUAUUUUAAUUUGGCGAAAUAAUUUCAUGAAAUAAUUUAUAUUUUGUUAGAAACUAACUGGGUUUCUGCGAUUUUUGAAGUUUAAUAGAUAAUUUGGCGAAAUAUUCUGCUAACUUGAAGCUAACCCUGAUUUAUAUUAUGUAGAAUUACAUAUUAUGUAUCAUAUCAGUAAAAAACCCAUACAGACAGAAAACCAACCAAAAGACCCAUCAACCUAUCUCUUUUUUUCUGUAUUAGUAGACAUUUAUUAUUUCUGUUUAUGUGAAAAUGUGUAUUCUGUUUCAGAAAUAAAAGAACAUUUUUCAUUUUGGUUAAAAUAUGUUAUACAGUAUGCCAGUAAAAAUUUUUUGUUUAGAUGUAUGCAGAACCAAUAACUUUGAUACUGUAAAUUAUAACUCAAUCUCUUUUCACAUAUUACUGUAAUUAUUCAACUAGUAUAAUUAUUCAACUAGUAUUUAUCACAUUACAUCAGUUAGACGACAAUAAUAUAAAGUCCUAGAUAUUAAUCCAUGGAUAUUUUUUCAUUCCAGAAAAUGAAUUCUUAUCGUGGAAAUAGGAGCAGUUUUUUUACAAUAAAAAAAUCUGUUAUAAUACAGUAUAUUUUUAAACAUAAUUAGAAGAUCAAAUGGAAUAAAAAGCUUGUACGUUUCAGGUUAGCUUGGCUGAUGGUACUUUUGUUAGCAUAAAUAGCUGAAAUAUGUUUUGAAUACCACUAAGUGAUUAAGUCGGACUACUACUUUCCAUUAUAGCAGGUUUCACUGUAUCAGUUACAGGAAGGAUUGUAUGAUAGUCGGACUACUACUUUCCAUUAUAACAGGUUUCACUGUACAAGUUACAGGAAGGAUUGUAUGGUAGUCGGACUACUACUUUCCAUUAUAACAGGUUUCACUGUACAAGUUACAGGAAGGAUUGUAUGGUAGUCGGACUACUACUUUCCAUUAUAACAGGUUUCACUGUACAAGUUACAGGAAGGAUUGUAUGGUAGUCGGAUUACUACUUUCCAUUAAAGCAGGUUUCACUGUACAAGUUACAGGAAGGAUUGUAUGGUAGUCGGAUUACUAAUUUCAUUAAAGCAGGUUUCACUGUACCAGUUACAGGAAGGAUUGUAUGAUAGUCGGACUACUACUUUCCAUUAUAACAGGUUUCACUGUAUCAGUUACAGGAAGGAUUGUAUGGUAGUCGGACUACUACUUUCCAUUAUAACAGGUUUCACUGUACCAGUUACAGGAAGGAUUGUAUGGUAGUCGGGACUACUACUUUCCAUUAUAACAGGUUUCACUGUACCAGUUACAGGAAGGAUUGUAUGGUAGUCGGAUUACUACUUUCCAUUAAAGCAGGUUUCACUGUACAAGUUACAGGAAGGAUUGUAUGGUAGUCGGACUACUACUUUCCAUUAAAGCAGGUUUCACUGUAUCGGUUACAGGAAGGAUUGUAUGGUAGUCGGAUUACUAAUUUCAUUAAAGCAGGUUUCACUGUACCAGUUACAGGAAGGAUUGUAUGAUAGUUGGACUACUACUUUCCAUUAUAACAGGUUUCACUGUAUCAGUUACAGGAAGGAUUGUAUGGUAGUCGGACUACUACUUUCCAUUAUAACAGGUUUCACUGUACCAGUUACAGGAAGGAUUGUAUGGUAGUCGGGACUACUACUUUCCAUUAUAACAGGUUUCACUGUACCAGUUACAGGAAGGAUUGUAUGGUAGUCGGACUACUACUUUCCAUUAUAACAGGUUUCACUGUACCAGUUACAGGAAGGAUUGUAUGGUAGUCGGACUACUACUUUCCAUUAUAACAGGUUUCACUGUACCAGUUACAGGAAGGAUUGUAUGGUAGUCGGACUACUACUUUCCAUAUCUAGCAGGUUUCGUUGUAUGAAAUACUUAAUUAGGCACAGGGUACAAUAUGUGUUUGUGUGAUGUGAAUUGUCUAGAUUUUAUACCAGUGUGUGGUGUUUGUAGAAUCAGUGUUCUAUAAAGUUGAAAACCAUAGGAAUAACUUAGUCAUUAUUUUCAGAAUUGCUUUCCUACGUUAUUAGUAAUGUCUGGUGUAAUAAAUUGGUAUAGAUGUGUGUCUACAUGUUUGCCUAUGAGUGGAUUUAAAAGCUGUUAUGAAAAGGUCAGAACUAAAUUUAUAUAAUUGUGUAGGCCUACAGAUUAUGUUGAGUUUUUUGGGGGGGAGGUUGUUUUUUGGUGGGAGGUUUUUUUUUGGGGGGAUUGUUUUGUUGUUAGUGUUUUUUGCUUAGAAAGUUUAACUUUUAAGUUUGGUAAAUAUUAAUUUAUAUGCUGUGUAAAAGGACCCUCCUUUAAAAGUUGUAGAUCUGGGGCCUAAUUCACAAAGGUCCUCUUAGGCUCUGUUAGACAACAAAGCAUCCUCUUUGCAAGUCUUUUAGCAUUGCACUGAGAGAUUGCAAAGUUGUGAGUUUAGUGAAUUAGGCCUCUGUUCCUGUAAUUGCUGAGAGAUAUAAGUUGUACUAUUGCUUGAUAAUAAAUAACUGCUGAAUGAGACACAAGCAAAUUGGAUUAGUUUGUUAUUCUGUUUUGUAACUGAUGGUGAAACCUAUGUGAUAACUUCCAUAUUGGUUGGGACUUUUUAAUACGUUUUUAAGAAUCAGUAAGUUUUGUAUGUAUAGUUUUAAAAAUUGGUGAAGUUUUCAAUAGUAUAUUUUUGAGUUUUUGUUACAUUAAUGAUUGUGUUAGAAUGCCAUUACUGUUAAGUUUUACAUUGAAUUGCUAGUGGUACUUUUGACAGGAGACAAGAUAACAAUUUUGUUUGAUAGAAUUUAUAUUUUGUAUGAUCUAACUUUUAAUAGUAUCUCAGUUUUUAUUUUUGUUUUAAAGUUUAUAAAAUGAGACAAAUAUAAUCAAUGUUUUAUAAUCAAAGUGGUUUUCAUCAAUUAAUCAAAUUUAAAGUCUGUUUUGUUUUACAACACCACUAGAGCACUUUGAUUAAUUAAUCAUCGGCCAUUGAAUGUUAAACAGUUGGUAAUUCUGACACU
This is a messenger RNA of Gigantopelta aegis, 5088 nucleotides long. Its product is annotated as rab11 family-interacting protein 2-like. Gene Ontology annotation, molecular function: small GTPase binding. The transcript is spliced from 11 exons. Bases 204 to 1877 code for a protein of 557 amino acids. Gene Ontology annotation, biological process: regulated exocytosis. Lineage: Eukaryota; Metazoa; Mollusca; Gastropoda; Neomphalida; Peltospiridae. Gene Ontology annotation, cellular component: intracellular membrane-bounded organelle. The record is from RefSeq and is a predicted model, not a curated record.